AUGCAGGACGCGCCAGAGAAUUCUGAGACGGAGGAAUCUACGAAGGAGAGCGAGGCGGCCAAGCAGAGGGCUGCGCGUGCGCAGGCCUCGAUCAAGGAGAGAGAGAGACAGGUGCAGCGGGCGCUGGCCACCAGCCUGCGGGACAGAGACAAGGAGAGGGAGUACCACAAGAGGGACGAGGCGGUGCAGCACUUCAACGCACUUCUAGCUGAUCUGGUACGGAACCCGGACCUGACGUGGCGCGAGGCGAAGAAACAGCUGAAGAAAGAUCAUAGAUAUAGUCUGGCUGAAGAACUCAGUAAGGAUGAUAAGGAGAGAUUGUUCAGCCAGCACAUCAGCGUCGUGUCCAACAAGAGGCGCGACAAGCUGCGGGCGAUGCUGACUGAGCUUGGUGUUGACUCUACGGCGCAGUGGAAGGAAGUUAAAACACAGCUACAGGAAAACCCAGCUGCUCCGACGUAUAAGAGUGCUGCGCAGAUGGAACGUGAAUUCCGUGACUAUCAAAGGGACAAGCAGAGCAACGCCAAAACGGCUUUAAGACAGCUGCUCCUGGAGACCAGGGCUAUCACACACAGAACUCUGGCCGCUGUCAGGGACGGACCACAGGCGUUGACAGCCCUACACGAUACUAUCAAACACGAUGCUAGAUACACGGCCCUGGAUCACAUUCCCGAGGAGCGGCAGACUAUCAUCAUGAGCUACCUCGAGGAAUUGGAUAAGAAGGGCCCGCCACCGCCGCCCACAGCCACCGAGCCCACCAGGAGGACCAAGCAGUGA
This is a messenger RNA of Danaus chrysippus (African queen), 777 nucleotides long. Lineage: Eukaryota; Metazoa; Arthropoda; Insecta; Lepidoptera; Nymphalidae. The record is from the annotation of a GenBank genome assembly.